This is a messenger RNA of Setaria italica (foxtail millet), 667 nucleotides long. Its product is annotated as 60S ribosomal protein L34. Gene Ontology annotation, molecular function: structural constituent of ribosome. The coding region runs from base 89 to 448 and encodes 119 amino acids. The transcript has 4 exons. Lineage: Eukaryota; Viridiplantae; Streptophyta; Magnoliopsida; Poales; Poaceae. Gene Ontology annotation, biological process: ribosome biogenesis; translation. Gene Ontology annotation, cellular component: ribosome; cytosolic large ribosomal subunit. The record is from RefSeq and is a predicted model, not a curated record.
CUCACUCCCCUCCCCGCCGCCACGCUUGAGAGAGGAAGAGCGCGCGCGGAGAGCGGAAGCCCGGGAGAAGGCGGCGGCCGGCGGCAAGAUGGUGCAGCGGCUCACGUACCGGAAGCGGCACAGCUACGCCACCAAGUCCAACCAGACCCGCGUCGUCAAGACCCCUGGUGGGAGGCUUGUGUACCAGUACACCAAGAAGCGCGCGAGUGGGCCGAAGUGCCCGGUCACCGGGAAGAAGAUCCAAGGAAUUCCACACCUCAGACCUGCUGAGUACAAGAGGUCCAGGUUGUCAAGGAACCGGAGGACUGUGAACCGUCCGUAUGGUGGUGUUCUGUCUGGUACUGCAGUUAGGGAGAGGAUCAUUCGGGCAUUUUUGGUUGAGGAGCAGAAGAUCGUGAAGAAGGUGUUGAAAAUCCAAAAGACCAAGGACAAGGCCUCCAAGAGCUAGUCACAAUUGCAAUAGGCAUUUGCCACCAUGUUUAAUUCUCUUCGAAUUUGUUUCAGUAUGAAAUUUUCUCGUGGUUUCUGGAAAUCCUGGUUCUAGUGCUAGUAUCAGAUCGAUGUGAGUGAUUGAAUUUUGAGCGAAUCCUUUUAACUUUUGGAACUUAAGAUCGGUGGAAUGUUUUUCGCUUGGCUAUGAGGAUGUCAUAUAUUUUGCCCUUGUUCA